CAAACUGAAAGUAAUGAGUUAAACAUUAAUGAUAUAUAUACAUUAGUUAAUUCUAUGUUUGAUGAUUUUGAAGAAGAUAACGAUUCUCAAGAUGAAGAAAUCGAUCAACUUCCUGUUUUAAACUCAACUAACACUAUGGUAAAUAAUUUAGAAUUAGAAAUUAAAUCAUUUAUUGAUUUUAAUUCACAAAUUUUUGAAUUAUUCAAUA
Molecule: messenger RNA, 208 nt
Organism: Dentiscutata erythropus
Lineage: Eukaryota; Fungi; Glomeromycota; Glomeromycetes; Diversisporales; Gigasporaceae
Source: the annotation of a GenBank genome assembly